This is a messenger RNA of Trichoderma asperellum CBS 433.97, 1011 nucleotides long. RefSeq lists its product as uncharacterized. The record is from RefSeq and is a predicted model, not a curated record. NCBI's taxonomy places the organism in Eukaryota, Fungi, Ascomycota, Sordariomycetes, Hypocreales, Hypocreaceae.
CUCGUGAGCUUGGAGUGCCUAUUGCAUACACUAUGUUAUGGCUGUGACCGUGUUGUUUUGCUCUCUUAUUUUGUUCCCCGUUGCUCUCGCUAGUGUCGCAUUCCAGGGCAGACAUGCCCACUGCUACUCUAUCUAUCUUGCCUAGAUAUUUAUGCUCUAUAAUACUACAGCAUCUGGCUAGUAAGUACAUAGAAACUACCUACUUGAUUGUAUAAACGCAUUGAUGAUGCCUUCAAAAAAAAAAAGCUCCAAGAUGGAGAAAAAGAGAGAAACCCACGCCCCCCUCCAAUCGAGCCUUGCCCGCUGUCAGUUAGCUCCCGAAACCCGCCCUCGCUGCGUAAAUUGCUGCUCUCGCAGGGGGGGGCUUUUAGGCGUCGGCGCCCACUGUAGAGGCACGCUGUCGGCUCUCCGCCUCCACUCCCCCGGCCUUUGGCGCGCAGCCCAAAAUGACGUCGCAGGCUUUAAUCAAAAACUUAUCUCUCCGGCUUUGGCACGGCAAUGCAGCCGCGGCAGAUGUUUUCGUAAGUGCCCGAGCCUGACAGCUGCAAGAGAAAAAAGCGAGAUGCAGACAAGAGAAGAGAGAGGCGGCCAGCCAUCGACGCUGGGCAUCGCCAAAACCCCGGACAAUGAUCCUCCCGCCAACAACGGCCAGCUUUCGGAGUUGAAGACAGAUUAUCUUGUGCCACCGCCCGCAUCAGGCCCGGCGAAGUUCGUUGCUGCUGCCCAUCUCAGAGCGGCAGUGAUCGGCUUUUGGAAAUACGACAAUACGGGCCAUUCGCCACAGUGUCGCUCGCCGCAUACUCGCACAGUCCUGCACAUGACUGCUGCACCCAACGGCCACCACCCAACAUCCACAUCCACUCGUACGAGUAUCUCUCCUCGAUCUCUCUCCCCAUGGACCCCGGCUUGAGCAGCGUCCCACUUCUCAUCCUGCCAGUAUAGCUCUCACUUCCUUCAAUAGCACGUCGGUCUUCGCUGUCACACCACCAGCAACGCAUCUCCGCGUUGGCU